AUGCUGCCCGCAUCUGCCGACGACGCAGUCCUGUCAAGGUUGGAGUUCCCCAACACCAUCACCAAACAAUUGGCCACGUUCUCCGCAAUGCAGAAGAGUACCGUAAUCAGAAAUACUACGGCAGGAAGCUAUGAACCGUACGAUUCUUUGGUUGACGCCUGUGUCUCCCGUGUAAGGGACGCCAUGACAAGUAACCGAAACCCACUCGUCAAUUCGGCUUCUGUUGGUCGUACAACAAAGCUGGAGCGGAACACCAAAAAGCAUAUUCCCGGAGGUCGCGCAGUCUUAGAGAGCGAUGAUGAUGACGAUGAUAGCGACAUUGUUGAAAUGGAAAACGUGGAAGCUGGCGACGAUGUACUGGGCUGGGAAAGCACCGAUUCUCCAGCGGCACCUGAAGAAGCUCUUGUCUCGUUCCGCACAGAUUUAGUUCCUUUCGAGACUCCUGCUGUACCUCUACCGGCGUUUCCAAUAGCACCUACUCGCCCGGCACCGAAGGCACAUACACAUGCUUCCAAUCUUGACUCCCAAUUUGAAAUUGAAUUGAACAAAUCUGCUGUGCUCGUUGACCUUCAAGAGAAGUAUAUUCAUCGACGCUUGGCGAGUGCCCAUAGCAGUGGCGACACUGCCGCUUCGGCCACUCAAGAUGCUCUGACCAUUCUAAUGGAGAUGCUCCAAGAAUGCGCCACUCAAAUGCAGCAACAGAAUGAGGAAGGUUCAGGUAUCUUAACCUGACCCUCCUUCCAUGAUACCCAAUUGCUGGUAUUCUGAUAUCUAAUUUUGAGGUGACGAUAUCCUCCCCAUCCCUAGCGCGGCGACUGCUUGGUGAUCAACCAAAAAAGAGGGACAAGCCGACCUCAAUGGACUAACAACGGGUCCAGCGUCGUCAGGUUAAAAGUCAUAGUAUCAGCUGGUGGGGGUGCACACUAUUCUUCACCGAUUGGGUAUGCCGUGCCGUGUUUAUGAAGAUUUCUUUAUUGAUAGAAGCAAUAAAGGGACAUCAUUAUGAGAUCUCGU
This is a messenger RNA of Spizellomyces punctatus DAOM BR117, 1014 nucleotides long. RefSeq lists its product as uncharacterized. The transcript is spliced from 2 exons. The record is from RefSeq and is a predicted model, not a curated record. NCBI's taxonomy places the organism in Eukaryota, Fungi, Chytridiomycota, Chytridiomycetes, Spizellomycetales, Spizellomycetaceae. The coding region runs from base 1 to 732 and encodes 243 amino acids.